Molecule: messenger RNA, 4157 nt
Organism: Drosophila busckii
Lineage: Eukaryota; Metazoa; Arthropoda; Insecta; Diptera; Drosophilidae
Exons: 24
Coding region: 67-4143 (1358 amino acids)
Biological process (GO): positive regulation of canonical NF-kappaB signal transduction; protein phosphorylation; JNK cascade
Molecular function (GO): magnesium ion binding; MAP kinase kinase kinase activity; ATP binding
Source: RefSeq, a predicted model, not a curated record
AAGUAGCUUGAAGAGCAUCAAUAUAAGUGUUAAAAAGUGUGUUGUUUGCUUAGAGCUGACGAAAAUAUGAAUACCGAUAUUGAAUUAGGGGAACGAAUUGCGUACGGCGUAUUUGGCAACGUAACGAAAGCAAUGUACCAGGGCAAGGAAAUCGUAUUAUCAAGACUCUUGCUACGUGCGUGUCCCCAAUCAUUUUAUGAAUGUCGUCAUCCAAAUUUAUUAAGCAUAUACGGAGUGGACGAAAGGAAAAAUUUAAUGAUUGAGUAUGUUCAGUAUACAACUCUGGCAGACGUUUUAUUUGACCGCGAACAAAGAGAUUAUACAUUAAAGCAAGCUAUUAAUUGGAUGCAACAGGCUGCAGAGGGCCUUUUUUUUUUACACAACAUGACGCCAAAACUAAUAAGCCUUGAUUUUGAAACAACAACAUUGCUCUUAACUCAAAACCUACAGUGCUUAAAGAUCGGCGGUACUCCUUUCUGUCUGGAAAAUGAUCAAUUGCCGCGACAUGAGCGUGUCUGUCAUAUGGCUCCCGAGGUUUUUAACGGUGAUCCAGUUACAGAAGCCUGUGAUGUUUAUAAGUUUGGAGAGGUACUCUGGCAGGUUAUGACGCGUAAAAACGACCCAUAUUUGUUUGCUGACAGAAGGGAAUGCCCCCCAAUAAGUGAGGUGUUAGUUAUGAACACGGACGACAUAAAAGCAUUAAUUGAAAAAUGCUGCCAGAAAAAUCCGAUACUCAGGCCGUCAAUAAACGAUGUGUCCAGCAUUCUGAAUUUGUUUGUUGAAUCUUCGACCUCGGAAACUUUAGAGUACAUUUUUACCGCUGACAUCGGAUCUGUAGUGAGCUGUAGUACUAUAAAUUUGACAGAGGACAUGAAUAUCGGAGAGGGUACAUUUGGUAAAUGCUACAAAACUACCUGGUACAAUAAAAGUGUUGUCAUUAAAGAGUUCAAAAAAUUGGAGAAAACAUCUGAAAAAAGUUUAAAAAAUCUUAAAAGAAUUAUUGCAAUUGCUACCAUAUCGGCCCCAAAUUUGAUCGGCCUGGUGCUCCCAUUUGGAAUUAUUAUUGCCCACGAUAGACUUUCUUUAAUUAUGGAGUAUGCAGACUGUGGUUCUUUAUAUCAACGUAUAUAUGGAAAAAACAAUCAGCCAUAUACAGAAAAAACUGCCUUAAAUUGGAUGAAUCAGGCUAUGGAUGCUGUCACAACAUUACACCAAUUGAGAUGCUUUGUUCACGGCAAUAUUAAGCCACAAAACAUGAUGCUGUAUGACAAUUUCAAAUCCCUGAAAAUUGGAGAUUGGUGCACAAUUUUUGAACAUAGCACAUUGUACAAGCAUAAUCAUCAUGACAUAGAUUACAUUGCACCGGAAACAAUGGAUAAGGGAUGUUAUACAAGAGAAAGCGAUAUAUAUAGUCUUGGUAUUGUAUUUUGGGAGAUAUUAGCACAAAGAAAACCGUUUGAUCACAUAAGAAGUCUAAAAAGAGGACCUAAAAUAACAAAAAUAAUUGAAGGUGAACGCCCAAGACUUGAAGACAUAAAAUUUCAUAACAUGGACUAUGAACUUUUACUAAAUAGCUGUUGGGACCCAACUCCAGAGAAUCGCCAUAUAAUAAAAGACUUGGAGAAUUUUUGUGAAAACGAAUUUAAUUUACCAAAAAGCGGAGAUAAAAAUUUUGAAAUUUCGGAAUUUACAACGGAGUCCAACGAAAAUAUAGCAAAUAUUGUUAAUAUCGGUUCUUAUGGAGCCGAACUCAAAGUCAAUUGGAUUAAUGAGGAAAAGACUGUUGUACUCAGCAGAGUCUGUAAGAUGAUUAAGAAUAAUGCUGAGAAAAUAAAUAAUAUUAUAUCUGAAGUUCAACGGCUUAUAACUGUCGAGCACGUAAAUAUUUCUGCAAUAUUUGGUUAUACUUCUCACAGCAAAUUCCUAUACGUGAUCACCGAAUAUGAACAAUGCGGAUCGCUACACAAUUGCUUGCAUGUUGAUAGGAUUGAUUAUAACGUACAGCGUGCUGUUAACUGGAUUCUUGGACUUGCCAAAGGCUUGGAAUACAUGCAUGCAAUGAAGCCAUCACCUAUGAUUCACGGUAAUCUAAAGAGCCAAUGUCUACAGUUGACAAACAAUUACACGGAUUUAAAGAUUAGCGGCUUCUGGACUGAUUCUACGGAAUUAAGUGUAAUGACAGCACCAGAGGUGGUCAACAGUAGGCAGAAGACCAAAGCGAGUGACAUAUAUUGUUUUGGCAUUGUUUGGUGCGAGGUUUUGACUCGCCAGAAGCCACAAAAAAAUAAUGGCGAAAGUAUGGUUGACGCCAUUCCGGAAACUAAAUUCAAGCAUAUGAAGCCGUUAAUAAUUAGUUGCCUAAACAAAAGUUCAGAAAAGCGACCCUUAAUAGAAAAAUUAACAAUAAUACUUUCCAAUAUUAAAUCUAUUGAAGAACUGCCUGCUGAAAUACAAUCAAAUAUGAUUGAAUCUUCAGACUUCCACGAUAUAAAGGUGGCUGCUCGUGGAAGCUUUGGAGAUGUGAAAAUAGCAAAGUGGCGGGAUCAUAACGUUGCUCUUAAAAUGUUUAUAAGCAUCAACCAGGAAGAAAAUAUUCCUCAAUUUCAAUAUCAUGAAAAGGAAAUAGCUCAGCUGCUUUGCUUAAAGCAUAACAACAUUGUGACGAUUAAUGCCAUUACAUUUGAUAUUGACUAUGUAUAUUUAGUGAUGGAGUAUUCAGACUGUGGAACACUGUAUACUUUAGUACACGAUGAGAGUGAGAAGUACACCAUAGAGCAAGCUUUUGAUUGGAUAGAUCAGUUGAUUGAGGGCAUUGAAUAUAUGCACAGCGUACCGUUAAUACAUGGUGAUUUGAAGACCAGCUGUGUUUUCCUAUUUAAAGAAAAUCGUAUUGUAAAGAUUGGUGGCUUUGGUACAGAAGCUUCUGAAGAAUCCCUGUUAAUCGCACCAGAAAUUAUAGAUGAUGACACUAACUCGGAGGAAAGCGAUGUUUACAGUUUUGGCAUUAUCUUGUGGGAAAUAAUGUCACGCAAGGAGCCGUUCUAUCAUUUGGAGCAUCUUCCUACCUACAAGAAACAGUCCAAAAUUUGUAAAGAGGAUAAUCGUCCACCACUUGAUGAUAUAAAGAAAUCAAAUUUCGACAACAAAUUGACAACCACUGAACGGUGUUGGGAGAAGGACUAUGAUAAUAUAUCAUUUAUAAUUGAAAGCUGUUGGCAAAAGGAUCUUAAAAAACGUCCAGUGGGAAAGCUUUCCUAUUUGUUCUCUCACGUUAAAGCCACAGAUAAAUUGUGUGAAAUGUUAAAUAUUUGGGAAAUAGAAUUUGGAGAGAAAAUUGGUCAAGGCGGAUUCGGCACAGUAUUGAAGGCGUUGUGGCGGAAACAAUAUGUUGCAGUGAAAACAUUAAACAAAAACAUUGACAAGGAAGCUAUGACUAAGUUCGAUAAGGAAAUAAAACAACUAUCCAGAGUGAAUCAUGAGAAUAUUGUUAAGCUGUACGGCAUUACAGCUGAUAAGAAUAAUAUAUAUUUAGUCAUGGAGUACGCGGAAUGUGGAUCCCUACAUGAUCGUAUUCAUAAGUCCUCGGAAGGUUACACAGUGAAAGACGCAAUUAAUUGGAUGUAUCAAUGCGCUAAGGGUAUUGCGCACUUACAUGGUAUGAGUCCAAAAAUGAUUCACAGGGACCUAAAGCCGGACAACUUGUUGCUUACCAACGAAUGUCGCAUAUUGAAAAUAGGCGAUUUUGGAACGGUGGUUGAUUUAAAGACACUGAUGACGGGUACGAAUACGGUAACACCGGGAUAUACGGCACCAGAGGUGGCAAAUGCCGGACAUUAUACGGAAAAGUGCGACGUAUUCAGUUUUGGAAUUAUCUUUUGGGAGGUAAUGAAACGGAAAAAGCCUUUUCAUGAUAACUUUUCGGAGCCGAAUUUCUGGGCAAUUUCAUAUGCAGUUACUACUAGAGUUCGUCCACCGGUAACUGAUAAAAUAUUUUCGAACGUCAAACAGCUGCUUGAAGAUUGUUGGAUUCAUGAGGCAGAACAGCGGCCAAUAAUAGAAAUCGUGCUUGAGACUUUAAAUAAACUGGAUAAUUCUACUAUGCCGGAUACUGUGCUAACAAUACCGAUUGUCGAAGAUAAAUAAAAAUAAUAAUAAUU